AGAAUAUUAAUUCAAAGCAAAAUAUUUACAAAGAAAACUUUACACAAAUCAUCUCAAUUAAUCGAUUUACUUUGAAGUAAAGUGUAAUUAAGUAAUUAACACGCUCUUGUAAUAAAUAAAUAUGUUUAUUCGACACAUGUAUGUGUGCGGCUUAGCAAAGAACAAGCACAAAUAUCGUAAAUAAAUAAAUUGUUUAAAGUAUAAAGUAAAAGACAUAAAAUCCACAAACAAACGCACAUAAGUAAAUAGAUUUAGAAAAGUGUUUGUCACAAAGUGAAAAUCUUCCAAGUGAAAACGCGUCUUAAUUUGUGCGCAUUUGCACUUCCGCUCCAGACGCAACAACAAAAACAGCCGCCGAGCAGCGCCGCGCCGCGCUAGAAGAACAAGACAAUCGCCCACCUGUUCAUUGAUCACAUGCAUUGUCAUACACACAUAGAUAUAUAUGUACGUGCUGCAUACAACCGAACGUCUAUAUAAAAACUACAUUUGAAGGCGUUUACAUUUUUAGCUUUUGCAGUUUAUUUGUGAGAAAAUCUGCAGAUAACUUGACUCGAUCAUACGUAGAUGCGCGCGGUCAACACGUACAUAAUGCACCGAAUUACAAUGAAAUGAAUGCACAUACUCGUACACGACAAAUGCGAACACGCAAAAGCACAAUUUACAUACAAACAAACUGAAAAAGUAUUAUAUAUUAGCUGCAGCAACCUCAAGAAUUCCAAAUCAAAACCACUGCAAUUGCAUUGUUAACACACAUACAUAUAUACAACAUACACAUGUACAUGUGUAGAAUAUUAGUGGUGAUAUUUGGAAUGAAAUUACUCAGGUACCGUUAAAUGUUACAAAACACACACACAAACUUCAAACGUCAAACCUCAAACCUCAAAACGAAAAUUACGUCGCAAGCAAAAAGUAAAAAAAAUACAAAAAUUUGUCCGACCCAUUUAAGAAAUUAACUAAACGUACAACAACAACAAUAAUAAGAAAUAGAGGGGCGUACAUUACAGCCGCCCAACGAAAUCAAAAUGGACACGCGCAUCGGUCUGGAUUAUAUUGUUGAGAAUCGUGAAUAUAUUUCGAAAUUGGGCACUGCACUAGACACCAGUAAUGCCGUCGUCAAGAAGCAAGUUUUCGAAUUAUUAUCCGCGUUGUGUGCCUACAAUGCCGAUGGCUACGCACGCGCUAUUGAAACGCUAGAAUUUUAUAAGAAUCUCAAAAAUGAACGUUAUCGUUUCAAAAUCGUUAUAAACGAACUGGAAAAAGCGUCCAAUGUUGAAUACCAAGUUGCCUUAUUGGCAUUCAUCAAUUGCGUGAUUAUAUCAGCAUCGAAUUUACAAGAACGUAUACGAAUACGCAAUGAAUUUAUCGGUAAGUAUUAUUUAAAAAAAAAUCGAAAAUAAUAUUUAUGAAAAUUAUAU
Ceratitis capitata (Mediterranean fruit fly) is the source of this 1415-nucleotide messenger RNA. RefSeq names its product inverted formin-2-like. The record is from RefSeq and is a predicted model, not a curated record. Gene Ontology annotation, molecular function: actin binding. NCBI's taxonomy places the organism in Eukaryota, Metazoa, Arthropoda, Insecta, Diptera, Tephritidae. The transcript is spliced from 4 exons. Gene Ontology annotation, biological process: cellular component organization. The coding region runs from base 1023 to 1397 and encodes 124 amino acids.